AUGAUAAUAGACAUCUCAGAUCCUGAAAUAACAAAGGCCUAUCAGUCAAUUACCGAGGAUAGGUCGAAGGACUGGCUUAUACUUUCUUACUCUAAAGCACGCGAUGCCCUCCGCCUCGUUGACAGUGGACCUGGGGGGCUUGAAAUCGCACGCGAGCACGUGAAGGUACAAUCGAGUGAUGUGAAUUUCUCGUUGAUUCGAGUGAAUGAGUCCGGCUCUUUGGUUCUGGUCUGUUUCAUUCCUCAAGCGGUCGGGGGCGUUAAACGAGCGCGUGCUAUUGUUCACACCCGAGCACUCGAAGAUGUUUUUCCGGCUCGUCGAGCAGUCGUUAACGUUGCUAGCGAGACAGAACUCACCUCCACCUUGGUCGACAAUGCACUACGAUCCCGUGUAGCAGUCCCAGAGACUCGUUUCCCUACACAGAUACAGCGACCAAUGUCACCACCCCAUAGCUCAGAAGAAGGUCGAGUCGGUUUCAAUGUAGCGCCUCGGGUAUCCUCUUCCAGUAGCACUCUGACGAGGGAGCGUGAGCUACCCCUGAAUUUGGCGCAACCGCUUGAUUCAGAACGCAGUCAAGAGUUAGCGAAUCAGAAUAUAAAGGCCACGGACGACUUGGCUCCAACAAGUGGUGGGAUCGCUCCGGAAAGAAGCAAGGCGAGUGUUCGGAAUGGUAAACCGCAGCUCAGUGUAUCAGUACCACCUAGAAAAGAGAAAGGCCUACGGCCUGUUGGUCACGAUGGCUUUGGUAGAGGGUCUUACGAAUUUGAUGCAUCUGAAGAUGAUGAAGACGAUGGUGAUCAGGAUGAUUCUGAUGAGGACGAUAGACAAAAGGAUCUCAAUGAAGGGGAUGAGAACAUUGUCGUACGACUUAAUUCCAGACCCUCUUCUCGCGGGGCCACCCCUCCCGCUGGUCCAUCUAUACUUCGACAUCCCUCUCCCAUACCAACAAAGAUUGAACAUGGAUCUUCGGUCGCAACUUCUCUGGGCACAUGUGCCCAUAUACGCUUCACCGGUCCACCCAAGGACCACCCUCAUCCUGACCACCAUCCAUUAAAGCCUACAGACAUCAUUAUUACAGACAUGCAUCCCGCAAGUAGACCUGGGAUAGAAGGAUUACCCAGUACCAAUCAGGCAAGCAGUGUGGGGACAUCGAUGACAAUUUCCGAACUUCCUUCAUCCAGUUCAACUGUGUUUCAACGAAGUACUAUUGCAUUGUCUGAACCCCUUGGGAAGACCUUACCUCAGGUCUACCCAAUACAAGAUCUGCCCGUCAACACUUCUAACACGUCAACUUCGUCGGAUCAGUCCAAGCACCCGCAGGCUACAGCCGUGGCGUCAUCUCUGUUGCCUAGCUCUAUCACGUGGGCGUCAACCUCGCAACCAGGCCCAUCCAUCCCUCCAUCCGAUUCUAUUAAUUAUCCACCACCCCCCGAUAGCGAACGAGCUGGUCAAAUGCCCCCGCCGAGACUCCCUAGUGUGCAGGAGUCCUUUGGCCCCAGUUUCGAACGUACACUGCCUCAGCUCUCUCAAGGUCCCGUUUCAGCCAUCUCAUCGAGCAGCCUAGGCGCCUUUUCUCCAGGCACUUCGUCACUGAGAACUCAUUCGAGGAAUACUAGUAUAUCUACAACUGGGCAAACACAUGUUCCAAGUGGGACGCUAUCCGCGUUUGGGCGACGCCCCUCUGUAUCCAACAAUCAGCAAGGGGUCAACAUGAAUGCGGUAUCAAACUCUGCUACGCGUCUUCAGCUGGAAAACAUGAGCCCAAGCGCGUUGAUGGAGCGGUCCAGUACCACCAAUACGGCAACCACUUCAUCCUCAAGUCCUUCCCUACGGUCUUUCACGAUACAGACCCAAGGGAUGACAGAGGCUCAAGCUCAGGCCGCCAGGUUUCGGGCCAAAUGGGCGGCCGAAGAGCAAGGAAUAACUCUUGCUCCACCACCAGCACCAAUUCCUUCAUUACCUCGCAGCCCGCCCUUGACACCACCCAUCAGCCCACCGCGAUCACUCAAUGUAGACGAAGCAGGACGUGUGCGCCGAGAUGGGGUCGAAAAGAUGCGCAGGGAGGCUGAAAGACGAAGGGAGGAGGAUGAGAAGAAACGUUUAGCCGAGCAACAACGACAGGCCGAGGUAGAACAGCAGCUCAAAUUGGCAGAGGAGCGCAAGAAGAAGGAAACUAAAGAUCGUGUUGCCCAGGAGGAGCGGAGAAGAGCUGCAGAUCUUCAGAGAAAGGUCAUGGAAGAAGAAUUGGGGAAACGAAGGGUCGAGGAGAGGAUCAGGGCGCGGGAGAAGUUUGCUGAAGCAAAAGGGACGGAUAAGGUGUUCUUGACGGGUCAUAUCAAUAUCCAGGUGCAGAAUUCUACGACUUGGCGAAGAAGGUUCUAUGAGCUUACAGCCGACGGCUGUCUGCGCCUGUACAAGUCUUCAGAUGCGCCGGACCGUGUCAAGCCCUCAGACGUAAUCCUGCUCCAAGGGGCGUGUUCGAUUGAUCGAAAUGUGGACGAGCUUGAGUUAAUCCCGCCGGACCCUUGGUUGGUCAUCAUCGUUCAUCCUAAGCCGCCGCCGAGCUUGGUGUUCAAGCAACCUCUUCCAGCGAAAAAAACCAUCUUCUUUUUUCUGUUUAUUUCCGAUAUAUUCUUCAAUGGCGUCUGUGGCUGUUCCGAAAACGAUGUCUCGGCCAUCGUCGCAAUCGUCAUACCGAGCCCCAAGCCCUGCGGGGAGCAUCGAGUCGAGUCUGGGAGGUCUCCCUUGAAGCGCGCAUCGCUGAUUCCCGUUCCCCGCCCAUCGACUCCCCAGCGCUCACCCUUGACUCCAUCUGCUCCCAUACCCAUUCCCUUUUCUCCAGACUCUGCAAUGAGCACACCUGUUAACAAGACACGCAGGAGCUCCUCUUUUGACAAACUAACGGCCACCAUUGCUGGAGACUCCAUGAUACCAGUCCGUGUAACGACCCCCGGCCGCCGUACAAGUUCGCCGGCGCUUAACGGCACUGGACACGGAAACACCAGCCUGGAUGCUGGCGCUAUCCCAGAAGGUGUUCCUAUGGGAUUCAGUCCUGUUAGUCCCACUCACGGGGGGCCACGUUCACUCUCGCCAACACGAACCUUGUCGCGAAUCCCUGUUUCGUCCGUUGGCCAUGCACGUACACUUGCCGAUGAUGGCCAGCGCCAGCAGCAGCGCGCACCAUCGCCAACUACGCCCGUUGGAGAUGCCAGCCUUCAUGGCGAUGCGUCAUUUCGUUCAUCCAGUUUGCUCUCGCCGCUUCCCAGCACUUCGGGUGCCACAUCAACCCCCACAUCCCCUUCUGCAGGCUAUCGGCGCUCGCUAGUUGGGGGUGGGACAACCAAAGUCCUGGCAGAUCUCCAAGCACAUACCCUACAAGUCAAGAGUGUGCUUGAAAAUACCAAGUCUCAAUUACGUUCCUCGCAACGCACGAUUGCACAGUUGACCCGUCAAACAGAGGAUUUGAAGGACGGACGCGAACGCCUGAGAAUUGAAAAUGAAAGUCUUAACAACGUUGUCGCACGUAAGGAACGGUUGCUACAAGAGGCAGGUAAUUAUCAUUUGCCCACUGCUGAUCGAGCGCGCAAGGCAGAAGCUGAGGUACAGGCUCUCAAAGCUCAGCUGAAGGAUGAGACUUCUGCGUCCAAAAAAUCCAUGAAAGAAAUGCACACAACUCUUUCUCAAGCCAAGGUAGUGGCUCAGCGUAGCGAGCGAGAGUAUGUCCAGUUAAGGGAUACACUGUCGACCAUGCGUGAGGGCUGGCGCAAGGAGGUCGAAACUCUACGGGAUCAAAUGAGGGGUUCGCAGAAUGAGGCCCAGGAGGCUUUGUCCAAGCAGAUCAUGCUGCUAAAACUGCUUGAGGACCAGAAGGUGGAGCGAGAGAACAUGGACAAGUUACAUGCAGAAUACCGAGCUGUGCAGGACGAAUUUACGAAGCAGUUUAGGUCAGAGUUGGCCGCGGCACUAGCGACGGUUGAAAAGUCUGCUAGAGAUUGUGAUUCCGCUGACCGAACAGCAAGAGACGUGGCGGACGAGCUGGCUCGCCUUCAGCGCUUAAUCAAGGCAGGGCCCACUCUCGAAGAAUCAGGCCAGUAA
Molecule: messenger RNA, 4095 nt
Organism: Rhizoctonia solani
Lineage: Eukaryota; Fungi; Basidiomycota; Agaricomycetes; Cantharellales; Ceratobasidiaceae
Exons: 14
Coding region: 1-4095 (1364 amino acids)
Molecular function (GO): actin binding
Source: RefSeq, a predicted model, not a curated record